GAUCAACUCUUUCGAAGGAGAACGAUCAUGGAGGUGGUGCCAGCUGAGGUGAAUAGUUUGCUUCCAGAGGAGAUAAUGGACACUGGUAUAACUUUAGUGGAUGAUGAUAGUAUUGAGGCUGUUAUUGUUUCAUCCCCAAUUCCCAUGGAGACAGAACUGGAAGAAAUUGUCAACAUAAAUUCUACUGGUGACUCUGCAGCCACGCCCAUUUCCACGGAACCAAUCACAGUGCACAGUAACCACACUACCCGAGUUGCAGUGAACACCACAGUCACUAAAGCAGAUUCUAAUACCACAGUGAAACCAGCUUUUCCAAGUGGCCUUCAAAAACUUGGUGCUCAGACUCCUGUGACUAUAUCAGCCAAUCAGAUUAUUUUAAACAAAGUAUCACAGACAUCUGAUCUUAAACUUGGCAAUCAGACCCUUAAACCAGAUGGACAGAAGUUAAUUUUAACAACUUUGGGCAAGUCUGGUUCACCAAUUGUUUUAGCACUACCCCAUAGCCAACCCCAGGCUCAGAAAGUUACAACUCAGGCCCAGUCAGGAGAUGCUAAGUUACCACCGCAGCAAAUUAAAGUAGUUACCAUUGGAGGGAGGCCAGAGGUGAAACCUGUCAUUGGUGUCUCAGCAUUGACCCCAGGAAGUCAACUGCUUAAUACUACAACUCAGCCCUCUGUGUUACAGACCCAACAGUUAAAAACAGUACAGAUUGCUAAGAAGCCUCGAACACCAACCUCUGGUCCAGUAAUCACGAAGCUGAUCUUUGCAAAACCAAUUAAUAGUAAAGCAGUUACAGGACAGACAACUCAAGUAUCACCACCAGUCAUUGCAGGUAGGGUUCUUUCACAGUCUACUCCGGGGACUCCAUCAAAGACCAUAACAAUAUCUGAAAGUGGUGUUAUUGGAUCAACUUUAAAUUCUACAACACAGACACCAAAUAAAAUAGCCAUCUCACCUUUGAAAUCGCCAAAUAAGGCAGUGAAAUCAACUGUGCAGACCAUCACUGUUGGAGGCGUGAGCACAUCACAGUUUAAGACAAUUAUUCCUCUGGCAACUGCUCCCAAUGUCCAGCAGAUUCAAGUGCCUGGAAGCAAGUUUCAUUAUGUCCGACUUGUUACUGCCACAACAGCCAGUAGCUCAACCCAGCCAGUUAGUCAGAAUCCCAGUACAAACACUCAGCCUCUCCAGCAAGCUAAACCAGUUGUUGUUAACACCACCCCAGUGCGGAUGUCCGUCCCACUUGUCUCAGCGCAGACAGUCAAACAAGUUGUUCCAAAACCGAUCAAUCCAACUUCUCAGAUAGUCACCACCAGCCAGCCACAGCAGCGGCUCAUCAUGCCUGCCACCCCACUGCCACAAAUCCAGCCAAACCUCACGAACCUGCCACCAGGCACUGUGCUGGCGCCAGCCCCAGGAACAGGGAAUGUGGGCUACGCAGUGCUUCCUGCUCAGUAUGUGACUCAGCUACAGCAGUCUUCCUACGUGUCUAUAGCAAGCAACUCUAACUUCACCGGAACACCUGGUAUCCAGACCCAGGCAAGGCUUCCGUUCAAUGGCAUAAUCCCAUCAGAGUCUGCCAGUCGGCCCAGAAAGCCCUGUAAUUGUACAAAAUCGCUGUGUUUGAAAUUAUAUUGUGAUUGCUUUGCAAAUGGUGAAUUUUGCAACAACUGCAAUUGUACUAAUUGUUAUAAUAACUUGGAACACGAAAAUGAAAGGCAGAAAGCAAUAAAGGCAUGCCUUGACAGAAAUCCAGAAGCUUUUAAGCCUAAGAUAGGGAAAGGGAAGGAGGGAGAAUCUGAUCGACGUCACAGCAAAGGAUGUAAUUGCAAACGAUCAGGAUGUCUUAAGAACUACUGUGAAUGCUAUGAGGCAAAAAUAAUGUGUUCCUCAAUAUGCAAGUGCAUCGGCUGUAAGAAUUUUGAAGAAAGCCCAGAAAGAAAGACGCUGAUGCACUUGGCAGAUGCAGCUGAAGUCAGGGUGCAGCAGCAGACAGCAGCGAAGACCAAGUUAUCCUCCCAGAUUUCGGACUUGCUGACCAGGCCAACACCAGCUUUGAAUAGCGGAGGAGGAAAGUUGCCAUUUACGUUUGUCACUAAGGAAGUAGCUGAAGCCACGUGUAAUUGCCUUCUUGCCCAGGCGGAGCAGGCAGACAAGAAGGGAAAAUCAAAGGCAGCUGCUGAACGGAUGAUACUUGAGGAAUUUGGGCGAUGCUUAAUGAGUGUCAUCAACUCUGCAGGAAAAGCAAAAAGUGACCCUUGUGCCAUGAAUUGCUAACUCGUGCACAAAAAAACUGCUAAAUGGAACUGUACAGAAAAUUGAAGGUUCAGG
Budorcas taxicolor (takin) is the source of this 2328-nucleotide messenger RNA. It is a transcript of the gene LIN54, whose product is annotated as lin-54 DREAM MuvB core complex component. Gene Ontology annotation, biological process: regulation of DNA-templated transcription. The record is from RefSeq and is a predicted model, not a curated record. Lineage: Eukaryota; Metazoa; Chordata; Mammalia; Artiodactyla; Bovidae. Bases 28 to 2274 code for a protein of 748 amino acids. The transcript has 12 exons. Gene Ontology annotation, cellular component: nucleus.